AGUCUGUACUUCACUCACCUGCCACAUAAAAGAAGGCGUGUUUUUUUUACACAAAACACCUUAAAGGCAGCAAAGGAGAGGCAGCGUGAGAGAAAAAUGCAGCGAGCGAGCUGAGUUGUGACUCGGCAGCUUCUACCUGCAAAAACUUGUCUGCCCACUCAUUUGUUUUCAUUCAUCCACCGCGAUCCCUUGUGACUAAGAAGUGGUGUUUGGAUAAACAGGCGUCAGAUAUGCCUCGACUGGACGAGGGUCUAGCUAUGCUGUCGGCGUGUGAGCGCACGGAUCACCGUAGACCUGGAGCCAUGAUCGCACUGUCGCAAAGGCUUCAGGUGUGAGCCGACACCGGAAUCUUCACACACUCGCAGAGGGCGAUGGGUGUGGCAAAGCAGAAAGGGACUCUGAGACGCGCUUGGAUCCAGUACUGCUUUUGGUGUCUGGCUUUUCUUUUGUUGCUGGGGACCAUUUGCAUGUAUCGCAUUUUCAGCACUCAUCUCCCCAAACAGAAAGCAGUUUCGUAUUUGGAUCUGGAAUCCUUCUAUGUCCCUUACCCAAACAAAUACCGCUUCAUUCUGGACCAGCCACACGUGUGCGAGCUCCGCAACCCGUACGUCGUGAUCAUCGUCCCGGUGGCGCCCCACGAUGUGCAGGCACGUAACGCCAUAAGGAGCACUUGGGGGAACGACAGCUUGGUCAAGGACGGAGACGUUUUGGUUCUGUUCCUGCUGGGUUUGCCGAGUGGGAGUGACUUCAUCGCGCAACAGCUUCACAUACACCAGGAGAACGAGCGGCACCGGGACUUGCUUCAGAGCAACUUCAUCGACUCCUACAGGAACCUGACGAUUAAGACUAUGGUGAUGCUGGAAUGGCUGCGGGAUCACUGUCUGCAGGCGUAUUACGCAGCGAAAGUGGACGCCGACAUGCUGUUAAACGUCGUCGCUUUGACGCAGAUGCUGCUCGGUCCCAGCGGGUAUCACACCAACUACAUCACGGGACUGGUGUGGUACGAGAACGUAGUCAUCAGAGAUCCGUCCAGCAAGUUUUAUAUCCCGUACGAGGUGUAUCCCAAACCGGUGUAUCCGCCAUACCCUUUGGGAAUGUGCUACAUCAUUUCCAUGGACCUCCCAGAGAAGAUCCUGGACGUGUCGAAAAAAAUCAAACCCAUUUUCAUCGAGGACGCGUACAUCGGCUUGUGUCUGGAGCAGCUUCGCAUCACUCCCACGAACCCUCCGAACAUAGAGCAGUUUGUGGUCAAGCCACCUGAGGAGUACGACCGCUGCUACUACUCGGACCUCAUUGCCGUGAUAACAAACAGUCCUGCUCAGCUGGUCUCCUACUGGACAGAUCUUCAAAAACCAGGCCCAGCCUGCAACGAGGGGACUCGCAUCUAGUCCUUCAGGGUUAGGAAAUGAUUUCAUGGACUGAAACUGAAGUGGCUUUCAUUUUGUUGUCCAAUUUUAUAAAGAAAUCUGAAACAGCACUUGUAUCUUGUUGCACAUCACACUGUUACGUGUCGUCUGUAGAUAACUAGCUAGCUAAACAGCUUAACUUUUUUUUUUUUUUUUUUAAACUUCACUAAAGGGAACAAAAACACUAAAACACAAUCUUGAACAUUUACUUUACUCUGUUGUAUCAAAGUUCGGAGGUGAAUGUUGGUCAGUUUUAUUCAGGUGCCUGCUUUUUCUUUUAGUUUUGCUUUUUUUUUCUCUUUUUUUUUUGUUGCAGUUU
Messenger RNA from Hemibagrus wyckioides, 1725 nucleotides. RefSeq names its product beta-1,3-galactosyltransferase 2-like. The record is from RefSeq and is a predicted model, not a curated record. NCBI's taxonomy places the organism in Eukaryota, Metazoa, Chordata, Actinopteri, Siluriformes, Bagridae. Gene Ontology annotation, molecular function: N-acetyl-beta-D-glucosaminide beta-(1,3)-galactosyltransferase activity. Gene Ontology annotation, cellular component: membrane. The transcript is spliced from 2 exons. The coding region runs from base 372 to 1388 and encodes 338 amino acids.